This is a messenger RNA of Tripterygium wilfordii, 2192 nucleotides long. RefSeq names its product tRNA (cytosine(72)-C(5))-methyltransferase NSUN6. The transcript has 13 exons. Gene Ontology annotation, molecular function: RNA binding; methyltransferase activity. The coding region runs from base 68 to 1933 and encodes 621 amino acids. The record is from RefSeq and is a predicted model, not a curated record. Gene Ontology annotation, biological process: RNA methylation. NCBI's taxonomy places the organism in Eukaryota, Viridiplantae, Streptophyta, Magnoliopsida, Celastrales, Celastraceae.
AACAGACUAACAUUGUCGAGGGUAGUAAACCCUCCAAAACCCAAGGGAAGCUGUCACCCCUCUUUGAAUGCAGAAAGCGAGGGAUCUUCUGCUCAAAAGCAUCCGCAGAAGCUUCCUCUGCCUCAGUAACACCGCUGUUCAGAUGGAUCCAUCGGAGCGAUACUGCUACAACCCCAUUUUGCGAUGGAACCCUCAGGUGGAGGAUUACUUUUUAAAAGCAUAUGGAGCUGACCAUUUCUCUCGCAUCUCUAAAGCGCUGACAUAUCCUUCUUGCUACUCUUCAAUCCGGGUGAAUCCGUUAAAGACAACAAGUGAUGCUGUAAUGGAGAAAUUAAAGGAAUUUAUAAAAGAAACUAGAAACGGUUCAUUGGAGUCCAAAAUUUCCAUUGACUCAGACGACUGUAGUAUGGUGGCAUCGGGACUGGCUGAUGAUGUAGCAAAGACCUUCGAUGAAGACUUACAAUUUGGCCCAGUCUCAAAGUGUCAAAUACCUGGAUUGGAUUAUGUCCUCUUUGUUAAGGGUUCUGGGCCACACACAAUUGAUUAUGGUUAUGCACCUGACAGACCUCCAAAGGAGGUACUUGUGAGUAGAAAAUGUGCUGAAGCAGUUCUGCGAGGUGCUCAGGUGUAUGUUCCUGGUGUGAUAGCUUGCAGUGCCCAUGUUGAGAAAGGAGAUAGAGUGGCAGUUUCAGUUGCUGUUGAGCAACCCGGUGUUGAUGGUAGAUGGGGAGUUGGCAUAACGCGUGGGACUGUUCUACAGGCACUAGAGUCAGAUCCUUAUCAUUUUGAGAGAAGUGGUUUAUAUAUUGGCCAAGGAACAACAAUGUUGUCAAGGGCUGGGAUUUUCCGUGUUCCAGGAGGAAUUGCUGUGGACAUGAAUAAUCAAGUAUUUAAGUUGCCUUCUUUUAAUGAUGUACUUGAGGGGGAAAUUUUUCUUCAAAAUCUUCCAAGCAUUGUUGCUGCUCAAGUCCUUGAUCCCCAAAAAGGUGAGCGGAUAUUAGAUAUGUGUGCUGCACCAGGAGGGAAAACAACUGCAAUCGCAAUCCUGAUGAAGGAUGAAGGAGAGGUUGUUGCAGUUGAUAGAUCUCAUAACAAGGUGCUUGAUAUUCAGAAGCGAGCUUCUGAAAUGGGCUUGAAAAGUAUAAUGACUUAUAAGCUUGAUGCUACCCAAGCUGUUUGCCGAAUAGUCCAAUCCAGUGAUAUGAGCGUUGAUCAAAGUUCUGACACACUGAGGCUGCCUGAGGAAAAUUUGUCAUCUACUGCUGGAGGAUUUAGUGCUGAUAAAAUAUACCAGCAAACUGUUAGCAAUGAAAAAGCAAAUGAGAGAGCUUACAUUAGCAGAGCUGAGAUCAGGAAGAAUAUGCGAAGAAUGAGGAAUGGGCCGGGAAGAAAUCAGUGUUUGGGCAGUAGGGUUGAGAGUGCAAAAGGUUUCCAUCCUAACAGCUUUGAUCGAGUUCUUCUUGAUGCUCCCUGUUCUGCUCUUGGUUUGAGACCUCGACUUUUUGUUGGUGAGGAAACAGUGGAAUCUUUGAGAAGCCAUGCAAAGUAUCAGAGGAGGAUGCUUGACCAGGCCGUUCAGUUAGUUCGACCUGGUGGAGUUAUUGUGUAUUCAACGUCAGUAUGCAGGCAACAUCCUUCUCAUUGUUCAAAUGCAAACUUUGAUUUAUAUUGUAUGUGUACAAUUAACCCUGGUGAAAAUGAAGGAUUGGUACGAUACGCUCUGGAUACAUACAAGUUCCUCUCAUUAGCAGAGCAGCACCCAAAAGUUGGAGGCCCUGGCAUUGUUGGUCGUUGUGAAUUGCCGGAUGGAUAUGUUGAGGAAUGGUUGAGACCUGGAGAGGAAGAACUUGUUCAGAGGUUUGACCCAUCAUCUCCCCUCGACACUAUUGGAUUUUUCAUAGCCAAAUUUUUUGUUGGAUCUAAAGAUGCUUGACUUGGGGAAAACAUGCAACUGACCAAGAGCAGACCAGUUUGCUAAGUCCACUAGAUGAUAUCCUAUCUAUGCUCAGACUUCUGUGGCCUUGUACCAUUAUGCCUUCUGUAAAUACAUUUUUUACUGUCUUUUUGCCCUAUUAGAAGGCUCAGAAUUAGCAGUGUUGGACUUCAUUUCAAAAAUUUAUGCUGGCCUGUUACUUGUUAACAAGAUUUUCAAGCUUAUUUGUAUCAUAAUGUAUUCGUAACUUUCAACUUGA